AUGACGAAGUGGCACGCCAAGCGGCUGCUCAGGACGCAGCAGCAGCACUACGGUGUGCGACCAACCGACGGCACCGGCGACCACCACGCGACCACGACCACGGCCGCCGCCGCCGAGGAGGGCGCUGUGGUGGUGGUGGAAGAGGAGAAGCGGCGGGGGCUGGAGGGCAGCGGUGGGAGCGGGAGCAAGAAGAAGAAGAAGGGGGCCAAGGACAAGAAGGCGCGCAGGAAGCGGCGGAAGGAGCGGGAGAAGAUCGAGCGCGAGUGGGCGAAGCUGCGGCAGGAGCGCGAGCGCCUGGCCCUCGAGCAGCAGGCGGCCCCGCCCAGCAAGCGGAGCAUCGCCGACCUCGAAUUCCGCGAGCUGAACGUGGCCGACAUCGAAUGGGAGGACCACGUGCUGGCCCACGGCAGGUUCGGGGUGGUGUACCGCGGGCGGUGGCGCGGGGUGGAGUGCGCCCUGAAGCAGCUCCGGGUCGACGUUUCCGCCGAAAGCGACGAGACGGAGCGCCUCCUCCGGGCCUUCAAGAAGGAGGCCUCCCUCAUGCAAGCGCUGGGGUACCAUCCGAACUGCAUCUGCUUUUUCGGGGCCGUCACCCUGGGCGGGCGGCUCUGCCUGGUCUCCGAAUGGGCCGCCAACGGGUCGGUGUACGACCUGCUGGUCAAGAGGAAGGAGGAGGUGCCCCUCAAGACGCUCGUCAAGCUGGCCCGCGACGCCGCCUGCGGCAUUCUCCAUCUGCACUCGGAAAAGGUGAUCCACCGGGACAUCGCAGCGCGUAACGUGCUGGUGGGGCAGGACUACACGGGCAAGAUAUCGGACCUGGGCCUGUCGCGGGUGAUGACGACCACCACCAUGACCACCGACUCGGCGGGCAACAGCAACAUCGGCGCCAUCAAGUGGAUGAGCCCCGAGAGCAUCACCACCAACGAGUACAACGAAAAGUCGGACGCCUUUUCCUUUGGGGUGUUCCUGUGGGAGCUGCUGACGCGCGAGAUGCCCUGGGGCAACAUGCCCGCCAUGCAGGUGGCGCUCCUGGUGGUCAACGAAGGGAAGCGCCUCGUGACGCCAGAGGACUGCGACCCGGUGUUGCGAGGGCUGGUGGAGAAAUGCUUCGCCAGUGCGCCGCACGACCGGCCGGACUUUCACGAGAUCUUUGCCACGCUGGACAACUACCACAAGUGCCUCGUGGAGAACGACGCGCGGGCUCCGCUGCUGCCGCUGCCGCCGCCGGACGGUGGCCUCCCGGCCAGCAUCGCGCGCCGGCCCGCUGCGGCCAAGAGCGGCCGAGUUGGUGGGCCUGGGCGGAUGAGCGAGGAUUCUUCGGAUUCCACGGACGACGACAGCAGUUCCAGCAGCGGCCACGGCGGGUUCGAGGAGGACAUGAUCCUCCAGUAUGCCCGAGUUGGCGGUGGCGGCGGUGUACAUACAUAA
Messenger RNA from Acanthamoeba castellanii str. Neff, 1428 nucleotides. RefSeq names its product protein kinase domain containing protein. The record is from RefSeq and is a predicted model, not a curated record. NCBI's taxonomy places the organism in Eukaryota, Discosea, Longamoebia, Acanthamoebidae. Gene Ontology annotation, molecular function: transmembrane receptor protein tyrosine kinase activity; ATP binding. Gene Ontology annotation, cellular component: signaling receptor complex. Bases 1 to 1428 code for a protein of 475 amino acids. Gene Ontology annotation, biological process: multicellular organism development; positive regulation of kinase activity; protein phosphorylation. The transcript has 10 exons.